Messenger RNA from Astrephomene gubernaculifera, 16949 nucleotides. The record is from the annotation of a GenBank genome assembly. Lineage: Eukaryota; Viridiplantae; Chlorophyta; Chlorophyceae; Chlamydomonadales; Astrephomenaceae.
CAAGUAUUUCAUAUUUAUAAUCACUGCACCGAACCUACACGUACUUGGAAGUCAACAGGUGCUGUAAGCCAGCGUUGACGAAAGCAAAUUGUUUCUGCAGGAUGUCAGACGUUUCACGUUGGAUGUUUAGCAUCCAUAGGAAAAAACAACAUUAUUUCGCUCCGUCCUAGCUGGCUGCUGCGAGCUUGGUGCCUUGUCCUCUUCCGGUCGGAAAUUUAAGGCCUGGAACUGUCAAAUGGCCGCUGCCUUUGUUCGACGAGCAUUCAAGGGUGACGAUGAUGCAGAAGACUCCCCUCCGCAGCUGCCAACAGCGCCCAAGCAGUCGCAAAUACAAGCUCGUGCCAUCGACAGCUCUGGCGAUGAAAGCACGACAGACUCUCCGCCUGCAGCAGCGAUCCGGCACCAAUCCGCUGUUGCGGCUUAUGGCAGAUUUCACCACUUGAUUAGCCAGCGCCAGGAUGAUUCAGGCGACCUUCGACCCACGACGCCGCCCACGGGCCCCUCUCCCCGGAAUCGCCAAGCAGAUAGACCAGCUGCGGCACUCCAGCCGACCCAGAGCGAUACCUUGCAUGGACCGUCGACGGGCGGCAUUAAGGAAGGGCACAAUGGUUUGCGGGGCACGGGUGCUCCAAUCCCUCGCCGCCAUUCAGUCGCAGGUCUUCGUGUUGGCACCGGGCCUCCACCCUCUUCCACAAAGGCAGCGGCAGCGCGCGCCCUUCAUUCGUCCUUGUCGUCAAGCGACGAUGACGCGGGCCAUGGCGCGAUACCGGAUGCAGCACCCGCCGCCAUGCAGGAGGUAUCCAUGCGCUCCCUUGGGCAUCCCGCCGUCGCCUCCCUGCGCUCUACACGAUCACUAAGUAAAAGCACACCGAGUGGAAGCUUAACAGGAGAAGCUGCGGGUCCCUCGGCAUCUCCAAGCCGGCGCUCAAGCAUUGCAGGCCGCGCGUCUAUCAGCGAUGGCGGCGUCAUUAGUGGCAGUUUUGCAUCCGCUGCUGCUGCGGAGCUCGCAGGACUAAACGCCCAAGCAGGAGGCUAUACCAGCCGGCAACAUAGAGCCUCGCGCACCUCUCGCCUUCGCCGCGUUUCCUCGAAUGCGUCGCUGUCAAGCAAGGCAAGCCAGCCGGAAUCCCUGGCGUCUUCGCGGCUGACGGCCGGUUCUUCCAAGGUCAGCCAAACCGUGCAGCGCACCAUUGCUCGGCAGCGCCUAGUGGAGAGCAGCAGCGGUGAGGACGAGGGCAGCGUGCGGCAGGGGAGUUGCGAAACAGGGCAAGAGGCAGCGGUAGGUGUGGUGCCUAACAGCAAUCGGGAAUCCUUGGCCGCGGCUGUCAUUGCUGCGGCUCAGGCUACUGCGGCCGCGGCCGCGGCAGCUCGCAGACAUCCCAGUGCUCCUGCAGCUGCACGUCACAGGCAGGAGGCGGCUGCUGCAGGCGGUCGUCACGACGAAGCAGCCUUUAGCUUUCGUGCUUCUAGUGGCAGCAGCCUCGGCAGCGACUCACUUACACCGCUAAUGCGUGAGGCGACCGCGGCGGCCACAGCAGAAGUGGCGGCCGCAGCGGCAGCAAGCUUGCGCCCGCUGCCCAUUACGGCAAUCUCGCCGGCCCGUCUGAGCCCGCACACACGCCCCGUGGACGUCUUGGACCCGCCGGUGUUCGACGAGGUACCGCAAGGCGGCGUUGACGAUGUCGCUUACUAUGAAACGGCUUUCGUCAACGUAGGCAGCGCUGCUGCUGCAGCCCAUGCGGCUGCCGCUGCCGCACAGGCAGCAAAGGCUGCAGCUAUGGCUGAACUGCAAAACUCGCAGCGCAUCGCCACGUGGCUGGAGCAGCAGCCGCGCCCGCCGUCUUUGUCGUCUGCAGGUUGUGUUGACGACCUUGCAAGUGAGCAAGCUACCGUCGUCGUGGGCACGGAGGUUGAGGUGGAUGUUACAAGUGGGGCCGCGGCAUAUGGGGCCAACUACCGGAUCAACCUUGCAGCUCAUGCGGGGAGUGCUCUAGGUAGCGGUGGGAUGGAGCUGUCGGGUCUUUGCCGGCACGCCGCUCUUGACAGCAACCGCCUGCGCGCUGAGAGCCUCACGAUAUCCUCUACCGACGAUGACAGCGACAGCAAUGGCGGUGCAGCGGCCGCUGCCACUGAGGAUUGUGAGCAAGCCCACGUUGACUGGCAACGCGCCGUGGACAGUAACCACAUGCCUUCGGGUGGUGAGCAAGCUUCAGCAAUUACGUCCACUGCCGAGUCUACCGACGCAUCUACGGCUCCCACCUUUGCACCGGUCGUUCGUCGUCUAGACUUCCCAGGAUCCAUUUCAGCAGGAGCCGGUUUGUCCGAUACCGAUAAGGAGCACAUGUCGCGGCACUUCUUCGCACCGCUGGAGCGUCCUCAAGCUCGCUCUCCUGCGGCUGCACCUCGACCGGCGCCCGUUGCAGCUGGGAUGGAUUCUGUGGCCGGGGCUGGCCGGCGAGUAUCUGUUAAGCCAGCAUCACGCGGUGCUGCUUCUGGCCAGCACGCAGCCCCAGGUGCUCUUCCUAGUCGCUCAUCUCCAGCUGGAACGAGCGCACGCAUGACACCAAGCAAGCUGCGCGCAAUGCUGUCAAUCCUUGCGCGGCCGGCCCAUGCACCGCCAGCAAGUGGCAGUCCUAGCCGGGGCCCAAUCUUGCAACCAUCGCAAGAUGCAGAGUCGGUACAGUCCAUGAGCUAUUCGGAGAUGCUGCAGAUGCUGCAGGAAUUGUCCCCAGUGGACGGGAUUUCCCUUCCGCAGCCAGUGGCGGGCGCCAGCACCGACGUCGCCAGCGGCGUCAGCAAGGCCAGAGCUGGGCGCACGCGAGCGGGUCGAAGUUCUGGCAGUGCUGCCCGGCAUUCCGUCGCAUCAGCGCCAUCAGUCGGGGCGCCGGCGACCUCAGCACCCCUUCGAGGUCGGCAGCAAAAGUCUGCUGAGGUUGGCGCAAGCGGGCAUCCCUCCCAUGGCGGCAUGACAGCGGCUGCAGCCACGGGCAGCGUACUAUCACAUGAGGACAACAUGGCGGCGCCGCUUUCCCAGGACUUGACGAAUACUGGUGUGACUCUGUCAAGCCAUUGGGGCGGUGGGGAGCAGCAACAGCGUGAUUUCGCCGACCUGGUCCGCCUGUGGACGAUGCUGACGGGACGCCGCUUAGCGUUCGAGGCCAUGGACAAUCACUCAGACGCGCCGGUGCCUACCGAACAUGGUGCCAGCGCCUCUGGUUCGCCGCAAAGCACUACCUCAACAGCGCAGCAGUCCCACGCAACUGCCCGUAGUGGUGGUACUGGCUCCGACGUUCCAUCGUCUGCAGCGAUAUGGGCAGCCUCAGCAGCAGCCAUGGCCACCUCAGCGGUCCUCGCGGCGGCGGCUGGCGGUAGCCAGCAACUGCAGACAGCGUACCAGUACCAGCAACAGCACCCGUUCCAGCCUGGCUCUUUGGGUGCGACCGCUGCGGCGCAUAACAUGCAGUCACCGCUGCCGUAUGGCACAUCGACUGCCAUGUCGUCCAGAAGCAACCCGGUGGUCGGUCCCAACAUCACUAGCAGCAGCCAGCCCGGCGGUCAGCCCAACUAUGCCAGCUUCGCCUCCCUUCCACAGGAACUGCAGCAUUUGGCUCGCCUUGUCAGCGCGCCUGACCACACAGGAGCAGGGGGCUUGAGGCUGCAGUCUGGGCCAGGCAGCUCUGCUCUGCCUCAUGGCGACCUUGCGCACCUGUCGAGCCUGCUGGUUGCAGCUGGCAUCAGCGGUGAGCAGCAGCUGCAGGUCUCAGCCGCCGAGCAGGUUGGCCUGGUCCAGUUGUUACGCAUCCUUAGCGCCACGGGGCUGACAGGCGCGCCUUCCAGUGCUACUUCAAUUGCCCAGCAGGCAGACACGGUACAGCAUGUCGGGCAACCCACGGAGGCUGCGAACUCCGCAGCAGCCACGUCCAUCGGCAUUCCCGCCGCAUCAACUGCAACCACGGCGACCUCCACAGCAGCUGCUGCACCAGAACCCUUGGAGGCGGCGCCGCAGCAGCCAAUGGACGUGGUCGCCGCCAUGCUGCCUGACGGCGCUACCAGCAGUGCUGGCACCGCAGCGCGCAGCGGCAAUGUGGGGACGGUAGCUGCCGGUCCGCUGUCCACCCACAGCUCGGCCGACACAGUUGACACUGGUCUGGCGCUGUCUCGGGUAUACACCGCAUUGCGCAACAUGCGCCUUCGUGAUGAAGGCGGCCAGACGGAUCCUCCGGGCACGCGCACCAGUAACACGCAAACAUCGCCCGACCUGCGCGCAAGCCACAUGCGCGACGAGGAAGGGCAAACGGACACUCCGGUCUCCUCCUCGAGUGGCAGUCAGACCGAGAACCUGCGCGCCGGGGUUGCAUCAGGCGUGGUGCAGAUUGACGUCGAUGACCUCCGCGCAUUUGCAACACGCAGCAAGGCCGGCCAGACGGAUCUGCCGUCGUGCGAGUCCAUAUCAGUGCAAACGCAGCUGGCGGAGCUGGUGCCCACGUCAGAGGGGAGUGUGCAGACGGACAUUAGUCAUUUGCGUGGCGGGCCUUGCCGGGGCGUGCAGACCGAUGUUGCAGAAGUAGCACCUGCGGGCUCGCAGACAGAGGCGUCAUGGUUGAGUCAGGCGUUGCCUAGCGCAGCUACGCAGACUUUAGACGACGACGCCAAUCUGACAGCUGUGUUUAGCGCGGAGGUGCAGGAGGAGCUUGCACGCGCGGCUUUGGCUGCCGGUCAAUUGUCGCCGCGGUUAUCAGCUGAAGCGCAAGCUGAGGUGUUGCGCUUGGCGCGGGUGCUUGCGGCAGCAGGCCAGCAGGCUGAAGCAGAGCAACCGACACUGAGUGCCGAGACGCAGGCGCAGCUCGUCCGCACACUGCGCACGGUUGCGAACCCGGUGCCGUCCCUGGAGUGGGGAAGUGUGCUGACUUCCGUCGACAGCGGUCAUACACACUUGUCGUCUGAGUUACGCGAGGGGCCUGCCACCAGUGACUGCGAGGUACAGACAGACCUAACGGCUGUGGACUUCACGGCUCCGAAUCCACAACCCGACUUGGAAGCCAGCUCCAACGCCUCUGCCGACAGCUCCAUUACUGCUGCUCCCGCGAUCCCAACCGCUUCCCACCUAGCUGCCGAGCCCUCUGUCCGCAUGCCUUCGCCGCCAACAUCAACGCAGAUCGGCACCGCCUUUGCGCUGCGCAACCUGCCCAUUGCCUCGGAUGGCGGGAUCAUGGACGCCCCCCACCAGGAAGCGGUUGUUGCUGGCCGCGUGGGGUCCUCCGGGGGCAUGCUGGCGUACCUCGAGGCAGCAGACCCCACUACCGCCACGGCGCUCAUGGAGCUCAUGCAGGCGUUGCAGGUAAUGACUAUGCACAAGCGGCGCCGGCGCUGGAUUUCUGACGGUAGCAGCCGGGCAAGCGGCGAGUGUUAUCACGAUGCUGAGACCCCGAGCUCACCGCCCAGUAUACGGAGAAGCAGUGGCGCUGUAACGACUCUGUGGGGCAGCUUUGUGACGUCCAUUGGGCCGUCCGUGUCGCAGGCCGGCCAGGCGUCCCUGGCUGGGGCCGAAGCCGCUGCUGAAGCAGCGGCGGCUGAGGAGGCAAUGGCCGCAGCGGGCGCCGUGGAUUCUGCCACCCCGCCUGCUGUCAAGGCUGCCACCGUUGGCGGCGAAGGAGUGGCCCUGCAGGCUGACGCCGCCGGCUGCCAGCGCCACUCGUUUACCGCAGGCCUGCCACCACGCCCAGCACCUCCCCCGACAACUGCGGCGGUCGAUUCAACUGCCAGGCAUUUGCAGCGAGCCUUGCGGGCUGUCUCGAACGGUGGCGGACACCGCCGUGCUACUGGCGGCGGUCCCAUGAGCAGGGGCACGAAUGCUGUAACUUCCCCGGCGUCUGCGGAGGCACACAUCGCGCUCGCGCUGGAGCUCUUGUCAAGAGCCGCUGCGCCCGCCGCUGGCAGCACUUCUGACGAGGAAGCUGAGCUACGCGCACAAGAGGAGCUGGUAGCCGCUAUGCUAGCGCUGCUGGUUGCGCCAGCGGCCCCAUCGGCAGCGAACAUCACUGGCGCUGCUGAUGCUGCUGGCGCCUCUGUUGUCCUACCUGAAGGCCUUUUGCCGGCAUCUGCUGAGCCCUCGCUGUCUGUGGCAGGUCUAGAGGCGUUGGCGUCCAUCGGUCAAUCCGGCGAGUCCCUGGCAGUGCCGCAGGAGGAGGGGUAUUGUGAGGUAGACGCGCCAGUCGCUUCCGUUAGCGCCUCCGACUCGGAGCCAGACAUCCCAACGGCAGAAGCAAGCCCGCUUGUUCGAGCAGAAGUUCCACGCAGCGAGACGCCGUCACCGUCCGCCAUGUUGCGUGCGGAAAUCCAGGUGGCACUGCAGCAAGCCGAGCGUGCGUCGGCUAGCGUCACAAGCCUGCACACUGGCUACCUACCUGCGACACCGAGGGCGGCUGAGGUGCUGGAUGGCCUACCCUUCGAGCAGGCGGUCGGAUAUAUCCUUGACGGCCUGCGUAACUUUGAGGGCCCUGCAAAGCUGGCCCGCAACCUCCACCUUGCGCGAGAUGGCAGCAGGUCAACCUCAACGGGCGGGGCGUCGUGGGAGGGGCUUCCGGCUUUGGAAACGCAGGGCAGCCGGCUGCAGGCGACUGGGAUCUUCGGCUCAGGCACCAUGCUGGCUGCUGUUGUGGAAGGUCCUGGAAAGGAGGUUGACGACGGCAAGCCGCAGCCACUCAGCGGGUUGCAAAAUGAGGUGGAGUGCGCACUGCCCGCGGUGCUGCCGGGCCGACAGGACUCCUCCAGCGCAUCACCGUCUAGCAAGCAGCUGUUGAUGGGGCACGUGGAGGCUGCCGUGGAGGUCGCAGCCAGCGCCAGCAACGGCCUUGUCACCGAAGUGCCCGUUGCGCACGCUUCGCCGUCUGCCGUGCGUCUUCUUGAGCAGUUGUCCGACCUGGGCAUCAUCUCUCUUGGUCCUGCUGACUCCCCUGAUGCCGCAGGCGCCCUGCGCUCCGCCCCGGUGACUACUGCCGGCUCGGCGCCAGCCGCGUUGCAGUUGUUUAGCAGUCCGACGCCUGCAGUCGUGUCGCCGCAAACAUUUGGCGGCGCGAUGGACUUGCCAGCGGAUAGCGCUCUGGGCCCGGACGCACACCAGCGGCACAGCGUGCCGUACCUGCCGUGUGGCGGGCUUGACGACCAGCUGAGGCCGGUUCACAGCGUGCUGGUCCUGGCGUCAACAGGUGGCCAGGAGGCUGGGCAGUCGCCUGCAGCUGUAGAUACCGAGGACGAAAGCAAGCACGGGUCUCCAUUGUUGCCAGUGAGCACUGCAGGAGCCUUUGCACCCUGGCUACCUACCUUUGCAAUGCCCUCUGCUCCUGCUGUUAAUGUCACUCCGCAGCAGCCCACUCGUACGGCCGCCAGCGUCGCCGGCGUUGAAAGCUUCGCCGCGUCGCCACUGCACACAAUGCAAGCCUUUGCGGAAUCGCCCAAUCUGCCGGAGGUUUCCGGGGAGGAGCAGCGGCAGCAGCAGACGGCCCUGGCAGAGGAUGCGUGUCUGACCGCUGAAGACGAACGGGUUGCUCAUGAUGCUAGUCCUGGCCAAGGCAGCCCACAGGAACCACAGAUGGUGCAGCCGUACGAGCUGCUAGUGGGAGCUGCGGCUGUUCCUGACGUCCUGGCCGUGCCACGGUCCGCUCCCACUACUAUGGGUGGAGAACAGCUGCCGGUCUCCCGCCCGCUGCAAACCGCCGGCGGCUUUGGGGCGCAAGCCCCAAGCCAUGCAGACCCGCAGGUCCCUACCGUAACAGCCAGGGAGCGUUUCCGCAUGCCAGGGCCUUACCGCAGUUCACCUCUCAAGCCAGCGUCGCCCAUGCGCGUUUUGAUGCACAACGUAUCUGUGCCGGUUGGCUUUGCUGCUAGUGCUGCACUUCCUCUCGCGGCUACCUCUAGUGCAGCGGCUCAGACAUCUGCCUGGUCCGAUGCCGCUGACGGCUAUUCCGACGACUCCUUCCCGGCCGUUCGGCUCGCUCGUGACGCGAUGGCUGGUUGCUAUGCGAAGCCUGCCGCCAUGGAAGCACCAGCGGUGGAGGCCACUGCAGCUGGCGGGGUACGGCGCGCGCUCUUCCCCAACAGCAGCGGGGCAGGAGAGCAGCAGCGGGUGGACGAAGGCGUUGCUACUGCGCCGGUAACCGACGCCUCAACGGCUGCAGCAAGCCCCUCUAACCUGUUGCUUACGCAGGCUGCGCAAUUGCUACUGCAAGCCAUGCAGCGCUCCGCAGAGGACCACCCCGAGCAGCAGUCUGCAUUCGCCGUUCUUGCACCCGUCCUGGCCGGGCUCGCCGCUACUGGCCCGGAAGGCCAGUCAGCGUCAGCGGCGAGCGACCGGGCUUUACCGCACCAGUCGUCGGCGCAGGCGGAACCAACCGCGCAAGAACCAGACAUGGCGGCUGCAGUCCCUUUGGCAGAGCAGCAGCAGGAAACAGCGCUGCAGCAGCUGCUGUUGGAAUCGGAGGAGCUGCCGCCUAUGGAUUCUUCCUCCUUUGCAUUCCUCAUGGGAGAGCCUGGUGAAGCCCAGGCCCAAACGCCAUCCGCAACGGCUACACCGUCAGCGGUUCCCCACUCGCCCGCUCUCGCCACGGCCGCGGACCUUGAAGCCUUCAAGGGCGAUAUCAUGUCCAGCGUUCGUACCGCCCUGAUGGAGAUCGUGGAUCUAAUCGGGCACUCGGUCGUACAGCGCGCUGCUGCUACCGCCGGUACGCCCGCCAACGCAAUCAGCGGCGUCGGAGGAAACAAAGGUGGCCAUGCCUACCAACCGGAGUUGGAAAGCGCACGUAACGAGGCCCACGAAUAUGGUGAAGCAGGUAUCGAGGAGGAGGAUUCCCACGCUACCACAGUGGGUGGCGUAAGCGUUACAGUGGAGCCCUCAGCAUCUUCGUACGCGUUAGGGGCAGACCAGCAAGAGAUCCGCAUCACGCGCUCGGAGCUUGAGGCUUUCAUGUUUGGCAAGGCGCUGCUUAACAGCUCUACUACCUCGGACCUGCUGGGUGUGCGGCUGCGCGACCUGUAUGCUCGGCAGCUGUCACAGGAUGCGGGCGAUGAGGAGCUGGCAGGUGGCUAUGAGGCGUCCAGCGUGCGCUCCCAGGACGACGGGGCCCCGGACGACGACGCAAGCAGUGCAGCAGACUCCCGGAUAGGUGUAAAUGACCCCCAGCGGCAUUCCAGCGACUGCUUCCAGUCCCCACUGCCACACGCAUCGCGCGGCAGCGACCGCAGCGGCAACGGCUUGGACUCUUCGCCUUUGAGAGGUUCCGAGCCAGGGCCAUCCGGUUUCGGCGUCCCGCGCCAUUCGCCGCUUCGCCAGCCUUUGGGCGAUGGUGUUGACUUUAAGUCCUUAUUCCGUCGCUCCAUGGAGCACCUGCGUGACCACCUCCAGCAGCAUGACGGCGCCGCCUCCAUCGCACAGCGUGCCUCUGCGCCCUCGCCCGUUCGGGGGCCCAGCCCCACGAUUGCCAUGGCCAGCGCCAGUGCCGGCCCCUCCCCGUCUGCUGCUACAAUCCGCAAGCCGCCCAUGCCGCCCAAACGACCGCCCAUCCCACAGCAGUUCAUGUCCGAGGCAGUCUCAGGUGCAGGCUUAGCUGCGGCUGCUGAAGGCACCUCAGCUGCGUUGGACAAGGCAGACUCUGGAGCGUUCGAGACGACUUUUGCUCCCUCCAUGCCCCCAUCCCUGGCGCAGCAGUUGGCGGCUGCCGCGGCGAGGGCUGUCGCCGAGUCUCAAGCUGACUUGGAAGCCGCUGCACGGGCGGCUGAUGAUGUCGAGUUGGAUAUGCCGCAUCUGGCAGCCAGGGCCGAGCCUACUACUGGGGUCGCGUGGUGUCCUGACCCAGCCUUCCCUGCACCUCAGUCGAUGGCGCACACGCACCUUGCAUCAUCGCUACCUGCCGAAUCCUCUGCGCCUGUGGAAGUUGCCAUUUCAGCUGCUGAGGCGUUUGGUGACUUCCUAGCAGCCCUUGCAGAGCCAGUGGUGCAAGUUGCGGGGCUGUUCAUGCCACCCGACCCGCGGGUCGGUGGGCGGGGCUUCCCGCAGCGGACCGUAGUAAUAGAGGAGCUGCGCGAAGAGGAUGGCCGACGUGGAGCUGAGGGAGCAGCGGCACGGGAGCAUUUCCGAGCUGAGCGGCCAAGCAACGUGCCUGGUUACGCUGCGGGAGGUGCAGGGUGGUUAGAGGAUGAGGAUGCAUACGUGGACAGCCCGCGUGCUCGGUCUGAGACUAGUUCACCCCGACUGCGCUUGCGCCACCCUGUCCUUGCGGACCCACGCCUGCAGCUUUCUCGCAGCACGUCUGACGCUGUACACCUGCACGCAGCCCCGGCUGCCUCAUCCCUAGACGUCCUGGUCUCCAGUCGACAGCAGCAGCAAAACCAGGCAUCGACACAACAGUCAGUGGCGACCCCGCCACUGCAGCAGAGUUCGUCAACCUCGGUGCAUCUGCAGUCGCCGCACUCCUCCCUUCCGUCUCGCCUGAAGCACGUGUCGGUGCCGGGCGGCCGCCUCGUCACCGAGUCCCCUGCAGAGGAGGACCGCCCGCUGUCGAGCUUCGCAUCGCCCUCGUCCGUUUCUGAGGCAGGCGCGCCGGUGGCCUCAUCAAGCCGCAGGCAUACCUUGAGCCCUGGCCCGCUCUCACGCAUGGCCCCGACGCGCUCAGGCUCGGUUGGUGCGACUGGUUCUGCACCUGGUGCCCCAGCCGCCGUCCCAGCUUCUGCUUCCGCAGCCUCCCCCGUCAGCCGCCUAGAGGAGUUGGAGAUCUUCCUCCAGGCCUUCAAGUUGCGGAUUGGUGCGGACGAGGAGGCUGUCCCAUUGCGGGCGCUUCAGCUUGCCGCGACUGCCGCAGCCACGGGUGUGACGCCGUCGAUAGCUGAGGUCGACGUUUUCGACGGCGUCAGUUCAUCAGAAGGCUCCAACGACGGGCAGGAGCUUGGCCGGACGCUUGCUGCGCUAGCUGCGUUUGGCGAGGAGGAGCAGGGUGUUGCGACGGGGUACAACCUGCACACCAUUCGCGCCUCCGCAGCAUCGGCGAUGGCGGCUGCCGCCGCUGUCGAGCAGGUGUUCUCGCCGCGGCUUGCGGACAUGCUUGGCGCUAACGACGUCAUCCCAGAGGAACAUGAGUUGUCAAUCCUGCCCUCCUCUGCGGGUGUCUCAGCCAUCGCGGUUACCGAUCCCCAGCCAGGUGACGAGGCAGGCGGUGCAGGCUCCGUGGAGGAUGGUGGUGCCGGCGGCAGUGUGGUGUCCAUGGCUGGCCUCUCAAACAGCGCGUCAUCGGUGUCGAACCCCUUGCUACGAGAACACCUUGAGCAUUUCCAGGCUCUUCUGGAGAAGGCCAACGACCUGGUUGACCGGCUCAUGGUUGCGGACGAGGAAGUAACUUCUGAAGCCGCCACCGACGGCACUGGCACCAAUGCCACGCCACGGCAGCGCGCCACCCCAGCCUCUGCCUCCGCCAGCGCCAUACGCCGGCAGCUCCACAACCGCCUCACAGCAGCUGCAGCAGCGUCCCUCGUCGUCACGCCCUCAAGCACUCCUCGGCGCCGCUCAGUGCAGGUCGGCGCCGUGUCUCCAGUGCUUAGCGUAGCUGGUGCUCCCAGCACGCCGCUGCCGUCCCUGGACCCUGAGCUGGCCGCACUGUUCCCCGCCACAGCGGCCCGACUGUCCCGGCCCCAUGCCCUGCUGGAGCAGUCCCAAGACGCGGCCCUGACGCUCGUGAGCUCCGCGGUAACUGCCGUGCCGCAGCUUGCUGUCGGUGCGAACCGCGCCCGCAGCCUGAGCACGACGCCCUCAUCGCGCUCACCCACCGGGUCCAUCAUCAGUGUGACCACCGUCGCAACGUCGGCCACCAUAACCGCGGCUGCGCCGGUCGCUGCAGCGGCACAGAACCCAACUGCCACCCCGCUGGCUCUGGUCGCGGCGCUCUUGGCGGAAGCCCACUCGCGCAUGGAGUUCCGGAGCCUUGAUGAGCAGCGGGGAGCUGACAAGAUCCUGAGCGCAGUGCUGGACGAGCAUUUUGCUCACGUGCUGGGCACCCCACGUGGCUUCCUGACGCCUGCACGCGAGCCGCAGUGGCUUAACGCAGCAGCUGCUGCUGCUCCUGCCGCCACUACCGCCGCUGCUGGUGACGCUCCUGCUGCGGCAACAACAUCGCAGGCUCAUCGGCUGCUGCAGCGUGCGCCGGAGCCGCAGCCAUUUGUAGGCCCUGCAAAUCUUAGCGAGGCAUUCAAUCAGGCUGCUGUUGCUGGUGGUGCCGCUGCUGCGGCCGUGCCCAGUCCCGCUCCUCGGCACAAGGUUGUAGACUUGAUGGACGAGCCUGCCGUCCUGCAGUCGCCGGAUCCACAGCCAGCUACGCGGCCGCAGCCGCCGUUACCGUUGCUCCCACCGCGGGCCACACAGCAACAACAGGUGGCCGCUGAGGCGCAAACAGUUGGCACCGCCCUCUUGGAGGCCGCGGAGGCAGCAGCGGCCUCAUCGCCGCAGCCGCACGAGCGUCAGGCGGCGUCAGGUACCCACGAGCAGCCCCGCAGCGACGCAGACGACCUGUUCGGCCAACUCAUGCAGGAGCGCUCCGACAUACUCAUCUCAGCACUGGAGCAGGUGCACCGCGUCGCGCCUUCUUCGCAAGCGUCAGCGGAGCCCCCCACCGCUGUCUGCUCGCAGUCUUCCCUGGCCUCAUCACCGGUGACCCGCGGGCAUAGCUCCGUACCCGACGCAGUUGCGUCAGCCUUCGCUGUCGGCGCACACGCGCCGACGGGCUUGCCGGAGCCCUUCACGCAGGCAACGUCGCAGCUAGAGGACCAGCUCCGGCACCUUGCGGACAGCUCUGGUGCCAGCAGUGCGAGCGGUGAGGCUCCUGCCCCCGCGGUUGCUGCCGCUGCGCCAUCCUCCCUGUCUAGGGAGCUGCCAGCGGUGCUCGAUGCGCUGCCCGUCCCAGCCACCUCUGUAGGGCCGCAUGCGCCGCUGCCGCAGCCGCUCAUGCCGUACCAGGAGGCUGACAGCGAGAGCACCCGAACGUCGUACGCCACCUCGCUCGCAGGCAGCAUCCGCCAACACGGCGUUGUGCAGCCUGACUUGGAAUCCCCCCUAUGGUCGCGCGUUCCCUCCGCGCCUGGCGGCAGCGGGGCGCCCAGUGAUAUGCUGUCCCGUGGCACAGCCCCCUUGUACGUGGUGAGUGCAGGCGGCGCCUCAACUCUAACCAGCAGCCUGGGUGGCGACUCAGCCAUGAGCGCGCCUGCGGGACCUCCGCGUACUGGGGCCCUGGACCUUGCCAUGUUAAUCGCUGAGGAGGACAGCAGCGUUUCGGCAGGAGCGGAUUCCAACAAGUCUCCUGUUCAGUUGCCGCUGGUGCCAAGCGAUUCCGCAAGCAGGGGUGUUGGCAUGGUGGACGGCAAGGCUUCAAGCAAUGCAGCCGGCACCGGCCGCGUGGGCGGUGGUGGCCGCAGCGACUAUGCCAGCCCUGCCUCCGCAAGCCAGACGCCCGUCAGCCCCGCCCAGCGUGUCCUCCACGAGAGCACCUCGGAGUCGGAGACCUUCCUGUCGUACACCACGGGUGAUGCCGUGUAUGAGCAUCGCAACAGCGAGCUGGUUACCGUCGCCAUGGCCGUAAACGGCCCCGCUGUGCACCGUGAGGCCCCAAUCGGGACGCUACGCUACAACCCCGUCUACGACCCCUCGAGCUCCCUGGCCGAGUCAGCGCAGGCAGCGUUCGGCGCCUUCGCCCAGCGCAGCAGCAGCGGCGGAAGCGGCAGCACGCAUAGCGCUGGCAUGACCACGCUGCACCAUGAGACUGCCUACACUCCGCUUGCCCUGGCGGCCGCCGACUCUGUCGGACCUCUCGGAGAGCUGGUUUCGGUGGAGUUUCACUCCCGCCUGCUGAGUGCGGGCGGUACCACCACGGCAGUCCUGGUUCCCAACCCCGCAUUCGACCUGAUGGAUGACUCCUUCGACGACACCCCUCUGUCCGCAUCGGAGGCUUCGGUCGUAGCCGCAACCGCCGUCGCCUUGGAGGGAGGUUUCGCGGACAGUGUCGACGUGUCAUGUAUGCACCCGGUGCUGCGACUGGAUUUUGCAGGGGCCGCCACUGCUGGUGUUGGUAGCAUUGAGGCGGACACGCCCACACCAGCUUCAGCAGCUGUGCCGGUGCUGCCGCUUUCACCUGUCGACAUAGCCGGAUCGCCUCCAUCACGGCUUGCCGGCGCAACCCAGGAAGUGACCCCUCGUGGCGCUGUUGACAGUACCGUCGCCUCUGGGAAUCAGCUCGCCAGUCCAGUAAACCCUGCGUCCUUUGGGGGCAGCGCUGAUGACCUGUUGUCCCUCCUCGGCCCAGAGCUGACGGACUCGCAGCUGUCGCUGCUGGCGGCGGCGCCUGAGUUGCCGUACAGUCGGCCGCAGAGCCGCAGCCACUCGCUGCGUCUCUCCGGGUCGUCACAGCAGCUGCAGCAGCAGCUGCUUCAUGGUUACCACUUCUUGGGCCCGUUCGCACGGCACCGGGAGUUCAGCGGCGGCGGUGCCAUUGUGGUUGCUGAGGGCAGCGAGGCCAGGGUCAGCCGGGAAGACUCCACGGCGGGGUCGUUUGACUUUGAGGAGAUUAGCCGUGAGGCGGCGGCCGUGGUGGACAACCUGGCGACGCCGCACGAUGCUGCUGUGUCGGCCGGAGGUUUAAGCGAAGGCUUUAGGGCGCAAUUCAGACCGCUGAUGUCAGUUGACGAGGAGGUGGAUGAGCCGGCGGUGCGUGAGAGUGCAGCAGCAGCAGCAGCGGAGGCGGCGGAGCAGCAGGGCAUGCCCGCUUCUCCUUCUGUAAAGCCAGCUAAGGCGGGGCUGGUGGCAGCAGCCGUGCGCCGCAUUGAAUCUGGCUUGACGCCUACUGGGGCAGAGGCUGCGGCAGCGGCUGGAAACGACAAGGCAACACCAGCUGGCUUCAAGUCGCCUAAGCCGGCUGGGAAGCCUGCUGGCCGCUCUUCUCCCGGUAUCCCACCGCGGCCGGCCUUCAGCCCUGGCGCAUCGCGUCCUGGAUCCGUUGCAUCUUCAUCAUCAGUCCUCGGCGGCAGGAGCAGGCGCAAUAGCAGGAGCGGCUCGGGAGCAUCUCUGGCAGACGAGCAGCUGAAGGGCACUGACGCGGCCGGUUUUACGGCAGCUGCGCCGGUUGGGCCAGCACCCGUGGUGGCUGCUGAGGCGGCGACUGGGGUGUCUUUGAGCGGCAGCGAGGCCCCCUUUGCGCCCGCGAGCUCCCGUAGCCUUGGCGCAAGCACCUCGGGUGGGAGCGUUGGCGACGUGCUGGCGCUGGAACGUACCCUUGUGACUCGCGAGUGGCUGCCAAUGUCGGGGGAGGAUUCCAUGCCAGAUCCUACGGCAGCGGAGCAGAUGUACGGCAGCUUUUUGCCACUGUCGUACGGCAGCAUUGGCGUUCGGUUGCAUGGCAGCGGUGCCGUCCUGUUGGCCGCCGACACGGCGCCGGCUGGCAUGCUGGUGGAGCCGCAGGGGUGGGAGCAGCGCCCGAGGUCCGCCGGUGCAGGUGGCAGGCCCUCAAGCACACCGGGUGACGCUGCUGCGGGGCGGUCUGUCACCCCCGGUCCGCGCCCGCGUGUCCAGGGCGGCAGCAGCACUUCAGAAGCGGCGAAGGGCGGAGCUGUUGGCCGCCAGCGGAGUCCUGCUGGCGCCAAUAUGAUAGGGGCUGGGACGGCUGCGCGGAGUAAGAGCUCCAGCGCUGAUGGCAGCGGCCUGUUCCAGUAGCGGUAGCGGUAGCGAUAGGAGUAGCAGCAGGAACCAGAAUGGGUCUUGAAGUGGCUAAAUAGAGCCGGUGGGGCGUGCAGUGGUGUGUUCGCAAGGUGAGAAUGGUUAGGACUGGGGCGGUUGGCAUAACUGUAUGGGAGGAUCUUAAAGCUGCAGGUGGUUCGUGUUAGGCAGCAUGUAUAGGUUUCUGCUAUGGCGUAGAUGGUGCUUUAUAGAGAUACCGUCAGGAGGUGCAGUCGCUGUGGGUUGCAUGGAUAAGCGAGAUCGCUGCAAGGCGCUUAGAUGGGAGCGGGAGGUCAUGCUAUGAUGGGGAUUUGGGAGCACCGGUGGAUGUAGGAACCGGGCAAAGAUACUGGACCCAACUCCUCACUGAUAGCUACUGCGAUCUUUAUACCUGGGGUGUUUAGCCGUGUAGGACGAUUACGGUGCUAUCCUACAGCUAGGACCAUCAGGGGCUCUGGCAGUAAAGCUGACUGAGGGUACAUAGCGAAAUGUCCUCACGACUUCCACAAAUGCCGACGUAACAUGGAUGCGAAUGCUCGCAAUAGUCUUGACGUUUGGUUCACCCAUGGUUUGUACUGCAUGUACCAUGAGCUUAGCUGCCGAUGUGAGCAUUGCUAGCAUUUUGGCACGGGUACGUGUACUUCUAUGUAUCGGACUUCGGUGCCUUGUAGCCGGCGAUGACGCACAUAUAACGUUCCAUACACCCCUUUUACAAAGCUCAAUUGUGUGCUAGGUAAUAUGUACAUGUUUGGGUUACAUUGUUUACACACCCGUCAGGCACGCCACGGACGGACGCGCGCCUCUGGUAUGGCAACAGUAUGGCAGGACUAUUAAGCUUUUGUGCACAGGGCGUAUGCAGAUAAUCGCAAAUUUGCAAAAACCGUGUCGGGUUACGUAGGCAGUUAGUUAGACGUAUAGACGAACGGUGUUGCGUUGUGUGGCGUGUGGAAUGACGGGACUUAGGCCAGGGUGAUCCUGGUUGCAUUAUUAAUGCGUGCGUGCACGAAACAGCAUGUCCUCGAUAAGGCUUGUAUAUUGCUAACGACGCUGACGCUAAUAUUGGUGCAACAAUGCAAGGACAUCUCCGUUAUGAUAUCUAGGACUCCCAAGUAUAUGGUGCAAUGGCCUCAUGUCGCGGCCCCGGAAGGCGGGGGCCACUUGUCCAUCCUGGACGCCUUGUGUCUGUUACAUUCUACAUGAAACAUGACCUGUU